Cinclus cinclus is the source of this 3069-nucleotide messenger RNA. RefSeq names its product solute carrier family 11 member 2 (gene SLC11A2). Gene Ontology annotation, biological process: metal ion transport. The transcript is spliced from 17 exons. Bases 814 to 2523 code for a protein of 569 amino acids. Gene Ontology annotation, cellular component: plasma membrane. Lineage: Eukaryota; Metazoa; Chordata; Aves; Passeriformes; Cinclidae. The record is from RefSeq and is a predicted model, not a curated record. Gene Ontology annotation, molecular function: cadmium ion transmembrane transporter activity; manganese ion transmembrane transporter activity; iron ion transmembrane transporter activity.
GAGGCUGAGGGAUCAGAGGGGGCUCAGGCUGGAGGAGAGCAGUCUCAGGAGGGACCUUCUUGGUGUCCACACCUGCCUGACAGGAGAAGGCAGCCAGGUGGGGGUCAAGCUCUGCUCCCAGGUGACAGGACCAGAGGAAACAGCCUGGAGGGGAGGUUUAAAUUGGAUUUUUAGGGAGAAUUGCUCAUGGAAAAGGCAGUCCCAUGUGCCUUUUGCGUACUCACAGGCUCUCCUGUGGGUGAGUGAUUUACAGACAGGCUCCCUGAGCUGGGUGUGGAUCCAGCCCCCAGUCCAGCAGCUGCUGGGGCAGAUAAAGGGCCCUCUGUGCCCCCACCCAGGCUGGGCUCAGAUACUGAGCUGGAUCCACAACGAAUGUUCUCCCCAAAAUCACCCUCCUCGCUUCAUCCUCACGUGAAGCUCUGGUGGGACUUGCUGCUGGGGUAAGAUCAUUCUUCCUGGAUCACCUUUUGGAGAAAAGUUUUUUUUUUUUUUGCUAAACUUCAGUGGUUUUUUGUUGUUGUUGUUGUUUUUGUUGUUGUUUUUUUGUGGAAGCUGUGAGUUUUGGUGCUGAGAAAAGAAGGAAAAUGAUGUGAGGGAUCAGAGCUGGAGUUCAAUUAAACUGAAUCCCUGGCUGAUGAUUUCCUUUUACAUCCUCACUGAACUAAUAUCCCCUUGUUUUGUAGAAAUCUCCUCUUCAAAUCUGAUGGAAUUUGAUGGAGGAUUAGGUGCUUUACAUGCCAGCAGUCAUCACUGAGGGAUACUGCCAAUGUGUCCAGUGUGAAGCAGUUCCCAGAGCAGGGGAAGGGCUCAGCCAUGGGGAACUCGGACAUGGAGCGGAAAGCAUCCUAUGAGGAUGUCUCUGGGGAGUCUGGGGGUCUCGGGGGGGUGGUCAGCACCAUCUCCAGCAGCCGGAGCCCCCUGCAGCCCCCUGAGACCGACGAUGGAGAGCCCUUCACCACCUACUUUGACAGCAAGAUCCCAAUCCCUGAGGAUGAGACACAUUCCUGCUUCAGCUUCCGCAAGCUGUGGGCGUUCACGGGGCCGGGGUUCCUGAUGAGCAUCGCCUACCUGGACCCUGGCAACAUCGAGUCUGACCUGCAGUCUGGGGCUGUCGCGGGCUUCAAGCUCCUGUGGGUGCUGCUGCUGGCCACCAUCAUCGGGCUGCUGCUGCAGCGGCUGGCAGCACGGCUGGGAGUGGUCACAGGGCUGCACCUGGCUGAGGUCUGCAACCGCCAGUACCAGAAGUUCCCUCGGAUCAUCCUGUGGCUGAUGGUGGAGCUCGCCAUCAUCGGCUCCGACAUGCAGGAGGUCAUUGGCUCUGCCAUCGCCAUCAACCUGCUGUCCGUGGGGAAGAUCCCGCUCUGGGGGGGAGUGCUCAUCACCAUCGCUGACACCUUCGUUUUCCUCUUCCUGGACAAAUAUGGCUUGCGGAAGCUGGAGGCGUUUUUUGGGCUCCUCAUCACCAUCAUGGCCCUGACCUUCGGAUACGAGUAUGUGACGGUGAAGCCCAACCAGGAGAAGCUGCUGCAGGGGUUGUUCAUCCCCUACUGCCGGGACUGUGGCACACCACAGCUGGAGCAGGCCGUGGGCAUCGUGGGCGCCGUCAUCAUGCCCCACAACAUGUACCUGCACUCUGCCCUGGUCAAGUCCCGGCAGGUGAACCGCGCAGACAAGCGGGAGGUGCGAGAAGCCAACAAAUAUUUCUUCAUCGAGUCGUGCAUCGCUCUCUUCGUCUCCUUCAUCAUCAACAUCUUCGUGGUGACCGUCUUCGCCGAGGCCUUCUUCAACAAGACCAAUGCGGACGUGAACCAGGUCUGUGUUAACUCCAGCAGCCCCCACUCCUCACUCUUCCCCAACAACAAUGAGACACUGGAGGUGGACAUCUACAAGGGGGGCGUAGUUCUGGGGUGCUACUUCGGCCCUGCUGCCCUCUACAUCUGGGCCAUCGGGAUCCUGGCAGCCGGGCAGAGCUCCACCAUGACGGGCACCUACUCGGGCCAGUUCGUCAUGGAGGGCUUUCUGAACCUGCGCUGGUCCCGCUUUGCCCGGGUGCUGCUCACACGCUCCAUUGCUGUCACCCCUACCCUCUUCGUGGCCAUCUUCCAGGAUGUGGAGCACCUCACGGGCAUGAACGACUUCCUCAACGUCCUCAUGAGCCUCCAGCUCCCGUUCGCGCUGAUCCCGGUGCUCACCUUCACCAGCCUGCCCAGCGUCAUGCACGACUUUGCCAAUGGCCUGUUCUGGAAGGUGGCCGGGGGCCUCCUCAUCCUCCUCAUCUGUUGUAUUAACAUGUACUUCGUGGUGGCCUACGUGAUGUCCCUGCACAACCUGGGGCUGUACAUUGGGGCUGCUGUGCUCAGCAUCAUCUACCUGUCCUUCGUGGCGUACCUGACGUGGCUGUGCCUCAUUGCCCUGGGUGCCUCCUUCCUGGCCUGCGGGAACACGGAUCAUCUGGGCUUCGCUGCCCACCCCGAGCUCUUCCUCCUCGGCCGCGUCGAUUCCGACCCAUCCGUCACCAGGUGACCACAGCACCAGGACCUGACCAGACCUCCAGGACACCCGGAAUGGGGGGAUGGACCCCUCCAGGACCCCGAGCCCCAGGCAUGUGGCAGGAGCAGAGCAGAGCUGGGACCCUGGGAACAGCAGGACCAGGAGGAGCUCCUGGAUCCUGGGGACAGGGCCAGGGGCAGCUCUGGGCCCCUCAAAGCUCUUCCCCAUUUUUCCCCCCAAACGGCAGCUUUGGGAAGAGUCCAUUGAUUUUUCCUGGAUUUCCAUUCUCAUCGCUCCAGUAUGACUUUGAUCCUUGGCGGUUUCCCUAAUUUAGGGAUUUUCCAGGUUAUUUCCAGAAUUUUCAGUAAAAGCCAGAUUUGCUGUCAGGUUCUGGCCUGGGGCCAGGGUUGACACAAAGGACAGAGGCAUUUCCCAGCAUUUCCAAGAGUUUUGGGUGCUUCAGAGCUCCAAAUCCACCCUUACAAGGGUUCAAGGGCAGCAGCUCCUGAAAAAUGCGAUGGAGCACCAGGAAUUUUCUGCAGUUUUUAGCCUGUUUUAGAAAUAAAAAUUUCUACCUAG